AUGCUUAAAAAUGUGUUGUUCACUUUACCACGCGCGAAUUUUCAGAUAAACAUUAUAAGACACGCUCAGAAACGCUACCCGAAAAUUGACAAAAAAUUACAGGCUGCUGCUGAAUCUCUAGCUGCGAGAGGAUUUCUUCGACCGAAUAAGCCUUGGGAACCGCCAUCCAACAUAAAUGAAACAAUCCUUAAAAUUUGUGCUGACCAUGGCUUGAAUCUUGAUUCAGAUUUUGAAAAUCUGGAAGUGAAAUUCAAAGUUUUGAAAGCUUGUUUUGAAGAAACUGGCCAUGGCAUACCAAAUUCCUUAUUGCAUACAAUUGAAUGUGUUGAGGAUCUUCAAAAUUUCUAUGAAACUCCUGUUGAUGUUCUAACUCCAUUUGAUGCCUUGAAGAAGAUGGAAUUACCCAAGAACUUGCAUGUACAAGAAGAUUAUGUGCGAUUUCAUCCUGACAAAGACACAUUGUUUAAUGGGCAGUCAGCUUUCCCAAAAAGUUCCACGAUUGUGACUGGUUUGAAAACCAGAAGAAAGUACGAAGGUUAUUCCGCAAAGAGAUCCUGGCCGUGA
Messenger RNA from Parnassius mnemosyne (clouded apollo), 564 nucleotides. The record is from the annotation of a GenBank genome assembly. NCBI's taxonomy places the organism in Eukaryota, Metazoa, Arthropoda, Insecta, Lepidoptera, Papilionidae.